This is a messenger RNA of Xenopus tropicalis (tropical clawed frog), 5293 nucleotides long. RefSeq names its product NADP-dependent oxidoreductase domain containing 1 (gene noxred1). Lineage: Eukaryota; Metazoa; Chordata; Amphibia; Anura; Pipidae. The record is from RefSeq and is marked provisional.
UGCGCUCGUCAGUAGAAUCGCUUCACAAGUGCUUGCUGGAAGCGCUAUCGUCCAGAAAAAGAGGAUACGUAGCUAGAAGUGGGGAGAGGCCCCACAGAGCGGGGCAAGGAAUGCUUGGCAUCACAGAUCUUACAGCUGGCCUGAAUUCAUUGCAGUUUGAAGCUGGAGUGGAACACAAACAUGAAAGUCUCCUGCCUCUAGUGGGACGGAGCCAUAUUUUGAUGCUGAAUGCCUGUGCUCACUGCAUAUACUUCUGUAGGCUUCUUCUCUCCUGUCGACAGAAAGAAGCAGGCACAGGCAACCCUUUUGCUGCACACAGGAUCCCUUUGGCAUCUCGCUGUGAAAGGCUGCGAGUGAGCAUCAUUGGUGGGGGCAAUUUAGGAAAGCAGAUAGCUCACUGUCUGAUAGACCUUGGUGUGAUCCGGGCAGAAGAUAUCCGUAUCUCCACGCGCCGACCAGAAACCUUGCAGGAUCUGCAAGAGCUGGGUGUACACUGUGCCUAUGAUAAUGCUGCUCUUGCCACUUGGUCCCAAGUUAUCUUCCUGUGCUGUCUGCCAUCCCAGCUGCCUAGCAUAUGCACAGAAAUCAGGGAUCAUCUGAAGAAAGCCUGUAUUGUGUACAGUCUGGUCUCUGGUGUUCCACUGUCAAGGUUAAAGCAGCUGCUAUCUCACAGCAGUAUAAUAAGGCCAGAUUACAAAUAUGAGGCUAAGGAUGGGGCACUGGUUCAUGGCAAGAAGAGAACAAUCACUGCAAAUUUAAAAGAUUUAUCCGUUGUAAAGUCCACAAGUAUAGGAAUCUUCCAGAAAGAGGGUAUCUGUGUGCUGAACAGGUUUAUAGAAACAAGCAUGUAUGCAGCUUUGAACAUGUGCUCACUGCAAGGACUCUCCAGCAAGGAGGCACUGACUCUCCUGAAUGCCUUAAUCCCUCAGACACAGCCAUUGGACUUAGCUUCCUCCCUUCUGACUCCAGAAGCCUUUGUCAGUUCAGAGUUUAUAUCUUCUCUCUCAGAUGAGAGCCCGUUUCCAUGGUUUGAUCUGUGCACAGUUCAGAGUAAGGAGACUCCAUUCAGUGAGUACCUAGCAAGAUCCUUGUGGCUCCGAACAGGCUUGGAAGAGUUGUACUUGGCUGCCUUUAAAACUCCCUGAAGUGUAUACAUCCAGCUGAAUCUUCUGAGUCGCGUAAUUGCACCAAAAUAUCUACUGCAUUUUGAGUGUUUUACCGGCUGAGUCAGACCGGGACACCAAUGUGUCAUGGGCGUUUACUGUUCCUAGUUAACCUGUAUUAACACGAAAACUUUAUUUUAUAUGGGGGAUAUAGUUCCAUAUGUUACAGAAUAUCUAGGCUUAAAUUAUUCUGUAAUUGACUGCUGAACCUUUCAAUAUGGAAGUUCCACUCCCAACUGUGUUUCCUAUCCAUAACUUGUCUACUUCUUCACAUCUACAGCCCAGGAAGAUUAUCAGACAAAGGAAUGAAAUAGCAUCAUCUUUCUGGGAGAAGGAGUAAGGGGAGUCAAUAGAUAGUUUAGGAAGUAUGUUCCAAUGGGGUUGUGAGUGACUGGGUAGUUUUGGGAGACUCAGGAAGAGGAAGCAACUGACAGAAUGAGCCGCAAAGCCAUGGUGAUUUCAAACCCCCUUUAAGGAGAGGAACUCUCUUCCAAAUGAAGGGAGGCCUAGGGGCACAUUUACUAAUCCACGAACGUCUGAAAAGCGUCCGAAUGCGUUUUUUUCGUAAUGAUCGGUAUUUUGCGAUUUUUUUUUUAUUGUCGCAAAUUUUUCGAGCUCAAUUCGAAAAAGUCGCGACAAUUCGCGAAAGUCGUAAUGGCUAUGAAAAAGUCGCAACAAUUCACGAAAGUCAUAAUGGCUAUGAAAAAGUUGCGUCAAUUCACGUUAUUUUUAUGGCUAUGAAAAAGUCGCGACAAUUCGCGCAAGUCGUAACGGCUACGAAAAAGUCACGAUGGUGACGAAAAAAUUGCAAAAAAUCCUAAAAAAACGCAAAAUGUUCGUUUCCAAUCCGAUUUUUUCCCAUUCGGGAUUCGGAUUCGUGGAUUAGUAAAUCAGCCCCCUAGAGAUGAACAUCCCUCCCACUAAGGCUCUUACAGAACCAUGGGCCCUACUAGAUCUGUGCAACCUGAAGGAACAAUAACAUCACUGUAGGACACUCUAGGUAAAUCCCACCUGCUGGUAAACUUAUGUCUUCAAAUGGCACCAAUAUCUUGUGCUAAUUACUGAUUAAUAUUACUAGAAAAUCCUAUCCCUGACUUUAAAAUUCUCGUGCCUGAUAAAUAUGGUUUAUGGGUCAGGAAGGGCUGUUACACAAGGGUCCACCAGAGUGGAUAGACUGCAGAGGACAGCACAGGCAGACAGUUUGCUGGUGGAACAUCUCUACCCUAAGCUGUUUACAGCCCAGAUAACAUAGUUGUUGUGGAUUAGCUCUUGCUCUCCCAUUAACAAUGCAAAUUAAUUUUGAAAAAAACCCUCUGCUAAUUAAGUCUUCUUGGAUUCUCCUGCUUAUCUAUAAAUGUGGCCUCAGUUCCUUGACUCUGUUCCCUGACUCUGUAUCCUAAACUGUUUACUGUCUUUCCCACUGCUGGCAAUACAUAAAACACAAACAAGCAAAUAGCAACGGCACUCAAGAGCUACAUACGGGCCUUGCCCUUAAAAAAAUCCUUUAUUGCGGAAAUGCUUUAUUGCUUGUUUGGAAUCUGUGGGGAGGGUGCCGAUCCCUCUCUAGCAUUGUGCACCGAGCGGUGAGUUUUCGUUGGAGGGCUGAGGGAGUGCGGGUUUGGAUUCGUUGCUUGCAAAUAAAUAAAACACAAGCAGAGCCUGGAAAAGUUAGAAAAAAAUGAAUGGUCUGUGCUCCAAAAAGGGUAAAAAGCAGGGCCCACUAAGGUCAGGGCCUACCAGCAAAAGUCCCGGUAAGCCUGCCAGGCCAGUCGGACACUGCUCACGAUGUUUUUUCUGACAUUGUAGAGGGGCUGUUUUUAUACGAGCUGGAAGAAAUUUAGUGUGGGAGACAACAUUACCAUGUACUAUAACACUUAAGAAGCUUAAAGGGAUUCUGUCAGGGGAAACAUGUUUUUUUCCCAAAAUGCAUCAGUUAAUAGUGCUCAUCUAGCACAAUCCUGCACUGAAAUCUGUUUUUCAUUUUGAAAUUUGUUAUGGGGCUAGACAUACGCUUAGUUUGCCAGGUGCCCUUAGUCAUGUGACUUUUGGUCUGAUAAACUUGUCACUGCAUUGCAAAUUGGAGUGAUAUUACAACAAGAUAGCAGCUUCCUGACACGUGCUGCUAAAAAUGCAAAGUUUGUUGUAUUUGCAUGGGCCAUAACAUGCCAUAAAAAUUUGUAUUCACAACCCAUAACAUUUUUUCAGUUAGUACACAAGAAGUUGUGGAAAAUAAGAUGCUAGAAAGUGCAAACUUUGAGACGAUUUUCAGUAACUGUAUAAAAAAAAUAGUUAUAAAUUUGAAAUUCUGCAGAAAAGUCUAGUUUCCUAAACUAUAUAGUUUUCUAGAGUUAAUUACAGGCAGUGUGUUAAGUUAGCAGGGGACAAAGUGUAAGACCAUUUGUAAACUGAUCAAACAGAUACUUGAUAAUGGCUGUAUUUUUGUAGCAAGAAGGGCCCCUACUCUGGCCAGUUUCCCAGGGAGUUUAUCCAUCAGAGAGAAAGUGAAGCAACCCAGCAUCAUAUGAAAGGAACCUAUAAAUGAGGUGUUGCAUCACAUCAGAACAUCCACGUAUCUAAAGAGUUCAGAAGCUCUGUAACAGGGAGGAUUUAUGAAAUGCUGGGAUUUCAUAAUAUACCAUCUUACUGCACAAAGUGUAACAUCCAAAUGCACUAUACACGAACACAUCCUACUCCAUUAGAACACAUACUGAAAGCACCCUGGUUUUUAAACAUCCAAAUGUAAUUAGAGUGAUGGAAGUAUGAAAUACAGGUAAUUGAAAUGAUACUCCCCCCUAACUGCGGUGAUAGCAGAAUUACUAGCUUGAGACAAGACAGCUGAAGGGAUUGAAUUCUGUUUUAAAAUAUGUAUAGUGAUAAGAUCUCCCUUUCCUUUUAAAAUGUGAUUUAUUGCUUGUGUAUCACCACACCAAUAGGUUUUUCAUCAAUUUGCCAAUACAUCCUAUCCUAGGCACAUGAAUAGAGAAUUGGUAAAUUUAUAAGAGAAAGGCAGUAUGGUUGCUUAUUAAAUUAAAUGUUUUUCAUGUUUAAAGUAAUGGAUAAAAAAUGGCAUGCAGUACUAAAGUAUCUAGUAGAAUUAAGUCUAAAACAACUGGACUUUUUCAGAAUUUUUUCUUGAAAAUGUUUCACCACUCAUCCGAGUGGUUUCUUCAGUUCCAAUGACUGGUAGGGAAUUCCUGGCAUUUAAAGGAGAAGAAAAGGCUAGUAAAAAGUUAAUCUCAAGCUGCAGGCAUACCUUCAGUUGUCUCAAUAGUGCCCUUAAGUCUCCCCAUAUUUCUCCCGUUCAGAAGAUCAGAAGCCAAACAGAAAGAAAAAACGCUGAGCUGUGUAAAGAAGGUUCCCAUAAUGCCUCGCUCCUGCGCAGACACCCAGAACAAGUGUACAUGCUCAGUUAGUUAGACUAUGAGGCAGCUUCCUGCUGAUUGGCUCAGAUCCACAUUCCUAAGGGGGGGAGUGAGUUCUUAGCAUUCUUGAGGGAGGGGGGAGCAGCAGAGAAGAGAGAGCUGAAAGCAGUGUGUCUCUGGCAGAGGAAAACAGACACAAAUAAUCGUUUUACAGAGAACUCUGUGCAGUGUUUCUGUGAGUGCUUAUGGCUGUAUUUACAUAAACCUUUCUGAUAAAGCUUACUUAGUUUUUACCUUUCCUUCUCCUUUAAACCCUUGAGGGUAGUACAGUCACAGCCAUCCAAUCAUAAUACUAGAUACUGUAUAUCAUGACCUGGAUGAAUGAGAAUCUUCAUAGACAGUACCAAAGUAGUAACAAAACUGCAAAGAGCCUUACAAAGGAAACAGUAAUAUAUGUAUUUAACUUUGUAAGUUACAAGUAUGAUACAUAUGGAUAAUGAUUGCACUUUGUGGCAAACCCCAAGUUAUAAUUUUAUUUGCAUCACUUACAUUGUGCCUUCAUUAUAAAGGAGUGGAGAGAAAAAGAUAAUUUAUAUAAAUGCUUACACUUGAAGAGCAUUUAAUGGCUAAAAGAUUGUGUUAACUCUGAGAAAGGGCCGUUUAAUUUUCUGCUUUGUAACUUCCUGUUUAAGGAUUUUAAAUUUGUAAAUGUAGUGUGUUUCAUUAUUGCCUAUGACGACAUGUAUAAAAUGUGUGAUUUUAUCAUUA